AUGGGCAGCAUUGUCAAUGGCACCAACGGCGUAUCGCGCCGCCAGCGCAAAUACUGGCAGGACGCUACCGUCUACCAAAUAUACCCAGCCUCUUUCAAGGACUCCAACGGCGAUGGUAUGGGCGACCUACAAGGCAUCAUCUCCAAACUCGACUAUAUAAAAGAGCUUGGUGUCGAUGUCAUCUGGGUCUGCCCAAUGUACGACAGCCCCCAGGUCGACAUGGGCUACGACAUCUCUGACUACGAGUCCGUCUAUCCGCCCUACGGCACCGUACACGAUAUGGAGGAGUUGAUUGAGGGAACACACAAGCGGGGCAUGAAGAUAAUACUGGACCUGGUUAUCAACCACACCAGUGAUCAGCAUGCCUGGUUCAAGGAGAGUCGAAGUAGCAAGGAGAGCGAGAAGAGAGACUGGUACAUCUGGCGCCCAGCGAAGUAUGACGCAGACGGCAAUCGGCGGCCGCCGAACAACUGGCGCUCCGAAUUUGGCGGGUCUGCGUGGGAAUGGGACGAGGGAUCGCAGGAGUAUUACCUGCAUCUUUUCGAGCCACAACAGCCUGAUCUGAAUUUUGAAAAUGAGGAGGCGAGGAAAGCCAUAUACGCAUCUGCCAUAGAGUUUUGGCUAGAGAGGGGCGUCGACGGUUUCCGCGUCGACACAGUCAACAUGUACAGCAAGCACCAGGAGUUUGUGGACGCCCCAAUAAAAGACGAGACGAGCUUCUUCCAGAAGGCUGCAGAUUUCUAUUGCAAUGGUCCCUACAUGCACGACUACCUCUCUGAGAUCUACGCGAUUCUGGAGAAGUACGACGCCUUCACCGUCGGCGAACUACCGCACACACCAGAUCCAGCACACAUCCUCCGUUACGUUUCUGCUGAGGCGAAGCAACUGAACAUGGUAUUCCAGUUCGAUGUCGUCAACGUGGGAUUGGGGCCAAGAUACAAGUACGACUCAAAACCGUACAACUGGGCGUUGCCGGAGUUUAAGAAGGCGCUUAGCGGUACGCAAAUUCUGAUCGACGACAAUGAUGGCUGGACCACCGCUUUCCUCGAGAACCACGACCAGGCGCGCAGCAUCACGCGGUUCGUGACUGACAAACCCGAGUUCCGCGUGCAGGCCGGAAAAAUGCUUGCAAUCAUGCUGAGCGCAUUCAGCGGGACGCUGUAUCUCUACCAGGGGCAGGAGAUCGGCAUGGUCAACAUCCCGAAAGACUGGCCCAUCGAGGAGUACAAGGACAUUGACGCGCUGAAGUACUACAAGUUCGUCAGCGAAAGGACCAAUGGCAAUCAGGCAGAGCUGGAUGCGGCGCUGGAGUCACUAAACUACUUUGGCCGCGACAACGCCAGGACGCCGAUGCAGUGGGAUGACUCACCUCACGGCGGCUUCACCAGCGGCAAGAAACCGUGGAUGCGCGUCAAUGACUCUUUCCACGAGAUCAACGUUGCGCAGCAACAGAAGGAUAAGGACAGUACCCUGGCGUUCUGGAAGAAGAUGCUCAAGCUCAGGAAGGAGUAUAACGAUGUCUUUAUUCAUGGCAACUACAAGGUUCAUGACAUGGAGAGCCCGAGCACAUACAUCUUUACUAAGAGCCACAACGGGCAACAGGUGCUGGUCCUUCUGAACUUCACGGAGAAAGAGCAGGAGUACAGCGUGCCUAGCGAGGUGGAUGGGAAGCUGGAGUUGCUAGUCAGCAGCGCGGAUAGCACUGAGGGUCCCCUCAAACCGUAUGAGGGCAGACUGUAUCUUGUCUCGUAA
Coniosporium apollinis CBS 100218 is the source of this 1752-nucleotide messenger RNA. RefSeq lists its product as uncharacterized. Gene Ontology annotation, biological process: oligosaccharide catabolic process. Lineage: Eukaryota; Fungi; Ascomycota; Dothideomycetes. The transcript has a single exon. Gene Ontology annotation, molecular function: alpha-amylase activity. The record is from RefSeq and is a predicted model, not a curated record. The coding region runs from base 1 to 1752 and encodes 583 amino acids.